AUGGCUUCCAUAAUCUACACGGCCCCUUCUCAGCACCUUGCUCUGCUUGACAUAAGCGAUGCUACCCUGAAAGGACCCUCAAAAUACGACUGCCUUGAGACAGUGCUUCCCCUGACCCCACCACCCGAAGAAGAAGAUGUGCAUAAGAUCGUCACCCCAGACAUCGUCACGCCGAUCACCCAAGAUUCAAACCCCCUGAUUGCCGUGAUCGGCGUGGGUUACGUUGGCACACAUCUUGUCAGCAACUUUUCUCGUCACUGGGACGUGCUUGGCUUCGACGUUUCGGAGAAGCGCAUUGAGCAGAUUCAACAAGAAGACGAGUUCCGUACCAAUGAGAGAGUAAAGUUCAGCGCUCAGCGACCUGAUCUUUCCGAGGCCACACAUUUCCUCAUCUCUGUACCUACGCUGCUUCUUCCCAACAAGACCGUCGAUGCCUCCUAUCUCAAGGAUGCCAUUCAGACUGUCUUCAAGCACGCUCGUCCCGGAGCCACAAUUGUCAUUGAGAGCUCCGUCGCCAUUGGAAUGACACGAGAGCUGCUUGGUCCCCUGGCCAAGGCCCGCGGGUGCUUUGCAGGCAUGUCGCCCGAACGUGUUGAUCCAGGCCGCACGGAGCCCCCAGCAUACCUCAUCCCCAAGGUCAUCUCGGGCCUGGACGAUAUCUGCCCCGGAUCGCUUGCGGCUAUCACCCGCAUCUACGCGCCAGUCUUCAACACCCUGGUCCCAGUCUCUCGUCCGGAGGUCGCCGAGCUGACCAAGCUCUACGAGAACUGCCAGCGCAUGAUCAACAUUGCUUACGUCAACGAGAUGGCAGACGCAUGCGUCGGUCUCGACAUUGACCCUUACGAGGUCUGCAACGCUGCGGGCACCAAGCCCUUUGGCUACAUGGACUACAGGCCAGGCCUGGGCGUUGGCGGCCAUUGCAUCCCUGUCAACCCCUGGUACCUCCUCUCUGGGUGCGAGAUGCCCCUGCUGAGGAACGCCGCCGAGAGGAUGAACAAGAGGCCCCGGGCCAUCGCAAAGACAUAUACCGAGAACAUUGGCAAGUUCGCGGGAAAGAACAGCGGCAAACCCCGCGUCCUCGUGGUGGGCAUGGGAUUCAAGCCCGGCCAGAGCGUUCUCAGCUACAGUCCUGGUCUAGAACUCGCCAGGGGGCUGGUCGAGGACAGUGAUGAGCUCGAUGUCAUGUUUGCUGACCCACUUGUCUCACAGAGUGCGCUUCCUCAGAUUCAGAAGCUUGAUGAUAGAUCAUGGAACGUUGAGACUUUGAACGAGUUUGAUCUUGUCAUUGUUGUCAUGAGGCAGCACGGGGUCGACUUUGACAUUUUGAGUCAAGCGAAAGAUGUCCGCGUUAAAUGGUGGUGCUCUUAA
Molecule: messenger RNA, 1368 nt
Organism: Verticillium dahliae VdLs.17
Lineage: Eukaryota; Fungi; Ascomycota; Sordariomycetes; Glomerellales; Plectosphaerellaceae
Product: polysaccharide biosynthesis protein vipA/tviB
Exons: 2
Coding region: 1-1368 (455 amino acids)
Biological process (GO): polysaccharide biosynthetic process
Molecular function (GO): oxidoreductase activity, acting on the CH-CH group of donors, NAD or NADP as acceptor; NAD binding; oxidoreductase activity, acting on the CH-OH group of donors, NAD or NADP as acceptor
Source: RefSeq, a predicted model, not a curated record